CAUUUGGCGUGCUGACUGGAGUGUUUUUUUGACCCCUAAUCACCAUGUCAUCAAACAGACGUGUAUCAGCUAAGGUUUCAAGAAUAUUUCGGAUCUAUAUGACCCGGACCAAUGGAUGCCUAGAUAUGAGCAAACUCAGUCGUUCGAUCAGGAUACUUCAUCACCCACACAAUCCAAAGCGAUCUAGAGAUAUCAUCAUCGGUCCUAUGCAAAAUUUGUCAUUCGAUCAGGAGACUCUAUCACCCCACUCAAUUCUCUGUUAAAUUUCAGGGAAAUACGAUGACAAGGAGAUGAUCGUAAGUACGGUAAGUUUCCUUAUUUUUACCCAUUGAGAUUCUUGGUCUGAAUGGUCUGAUUACUAUAUGAAUCUCUUCGUCUGAAUGGUCUGAUCCCUCUAUGAAUUCUUCGACUGAAUGGUCUGAUAAUUUCUUCGUCUGGGAUCUGAUUCCUCUAUAAAUUCUUCGUCUAAGGUCAUCUAUAAAUCAAUUUCUAUUCUUGGUUUGUAAGGCGUGCUCAUUCCUAAUAUCUUUGAGCAAUUGACAUGUCUUCCAAAUCCAUUCAUCCUUUGCCUGACAGUUAAACAUGGUCACUGAUAGUGAGCUAUUUGCUAGGAAGAACAAAUAAAGAAAUAAACAACUACAGGAACUCAUUAAUAGUGAGUCAUUUGAAAGUGGAAAUCAUUACUUUAAGAAAGACAAAUAUACAGUUUUAGAUGCUUUAUACUCCGUAUUUCAAUUUCAUUGGGGUAUUUUAUAUUUUAUGCUAACCAUGAAGAAUUAAGGUGGCGGUACUUGCUCAAAUUUGUUGUUUUAUAUUUUUUUGGCUUAUUUGAUUUCGUUGGAUGUUCUUAUUGGCCUACCCACUAUAUGGAUAUUGGACUAAAUCUAAAAUGAAAGUAUUACUUCAAUUUUCUGAUUCUUGAGGCCAUCGUUUCCCUUCUUCCUGUGGUUUAUUUAUGUCUACAACAAAUGUUUUUAGUUUUUAAAAUCUGAGGAUCAAGUGAAGGUCAAAGUUACCCUGUAAAACAAGACUGAAACAGAAUGCUACAUCUCUAAGCUUGCAUUAUGUUAAAUAUAAGGUACUUAGUUCAACUAUUGUCAGUCAUAGCCAAUAUAUUAGCUGUUCUGGACUGAAUGUGCUUUUCCUUACAAACCAUUUCUAUAUCCUUAGUCCUUGAAACCAUUUGGUUUGCAGGACCUAUAAAGUUCAACAUCCAUAUGCACACAACUAAAGGAAAUAAAUCUCACUACUAAGGAACUUGCAUCACUCAAGUUAUAUGUCACUUUUCUUUGUGGCUAGCAAAUUGUAGCUUCCUUAGGUCCAAUUUGAUGGAAUUUAUUUUUAUCAUUUAACAUGCAGGGUAUGUGAUAUAAAUCUGGAGAAAGAUGAUGUCCUAAAGUUGGCUAUGUUAGGUAAUGAGACAAACAUAAAAGAGAUAGUUGAUGUCUUAAAACCAUCAUUACUCAUUCCUAUUCAAAAACUAACACUUUUUCUCGAAUGUACAGGCCUCAAAAUGUCUCUGUUUAGUAGUCGUUGUUCUCUUUGUGUAUUUGUUAUAUUUUGGAGUACACUAUUUGAGUAAUUUUGUACACUAUUUUCUGUAUUUUACUUCCUAAUUUUUGUUGCCACUGAUCAUAUAUGUUAUAUUUUGAAUGAAAUAGGUGACGGACUUACAUAUUCUGAUAUGCACAACUUUUUUUGAGAGCAUUGCGUGUUGAUUUUGUUCAAAGUUAUGAUCUUUCAAUGAUAAUUUUUGAAAACAAAUUGGGUUGUUUUGGGCUGAAUUUCAUGAUGUUUUGUGCUCCUAAAGCGUUGAUUUGCUUGAAAAUAAAUUCUUAUUGCUAUAUUCUGCAUUUUGAACACUUAAUUUUUUUUCAUUUGCAUGCUGAUUUAUUUCUCCAAAACAGGUUGUGUAUGUUGAUUAUAUAAGAAUUAAGUGUAGUUGUGUAAAAAAAGGAUCUAUGCUCUUUCUGAUUUUU
Molecule: messenger RNA, 1979 nt
Organism: Cuscuta campestris
Lineage: Eukaryota; Viridiplantae; Streptophyta; Magnoliopsida; Solanales; Convolvulaceae
Source: the annotation of a GenBank genome assembly